AGAAUUAUACUCCUAUCCGGGAUUUAAAAGUCCUUAACAUACGCCCCCCACUCCGCCCAUCAAAUUCUUCUUAUCCUGCGCUCUCCCUGCAUCUUUUUAACUUCUCGUUAAUUUUUCUCCAAAAUUCUGGAAAUCCUGCCAAAAUUGCAGACUGAAUUUUUCUACGUGAUAAUUCUGGCGCUUUUCCUGUUUCUGCGCCGUUUCAUAUGCGGGUACCGCCCGUGCAUGUGAGUGUAUUGAAUAAUAGGGGUUGGAGUUGAAGUUUUGUGGGGAAUUUAGGGUUUGUUUUUGUCGAUAGGGUCAAAAAGAUUGAGAUGAUGACGGCGAACGUGGAUGAUGGAUCAUCGGCGAUAAUGGAUGAGUUAUUCAGUGCGGACGAUGAAUGCAAUGAUGUUUUGAUCGAUCUUGAAUCUUUCUGGAGAGUCAUGGGAGCCCCCGCUGAAGCGUCACAGGGGACUGUGUUUGAAGAUUUACCUUUUACCAAUAGUUUACAAGGACUUCAGAAUUCAGAAGCGGUACUCUCACCAAGACCAGGAUUUGGUGUACUAUCACCGGUGCAGAAUUCCGAAGCUUCAGAUUGUAGGACAGGAUGUUCAGAUGGCUCCUCAGAAUCUGCUGGGACUUCUGUCAUUGUGGAUGGUGAAAGGCUUGAACCUCCUUCCCAGCUUAGUCUUCUAGAGCAAAGCUGCUCCAGAAGUGCCACUGAUUGUAUAUCUGUUCAGAGAAAUGCCAAUUCCUACACUUAUACAUUGGGUGGUUUUCAAAUUCCCUCCUCUUGUAGCCAAAAUUACUGUGAGAUAGCUCCAUUUGGGACACCCAACCACAGCGAUGCAUUGAGUUCUUACAAUGUCAAUAAUUUUAUCAAUGAUGUUGAGUCUUCAGAAAUCUGUCACCUGAACAGUGGAGAAGAGCUAUUGCGGUGCUCAGGGACGUAUGCUCAUUCUGAAAAUUUCUACUAUAGGAAUUCUAUGGAAAAAACUAAUCUGAGGAAUUAUGUUACGCACAUGGAGGGUGCAUCUAUUAUAGAUGGAGACAGGACUUCUCAUGAUGCUUCUCAUUCUAGUUCUUGCGAAAUUAAUGUAGCAGACAUUCCAGAUACUUUGUCCGAAAAUUACGCUCCACAUCUUUUGAGUCCCAAUAAUCCACCAUAUUUUCCUCACAGUUGUGGAAUUAAAUUGUCAGCGUGUGAUGGAGGUAGGAUGGUCAAUAUUUUGGAUGACGAAAAUUACCAUAGUGACGAUUUCAUUAGAAUGAUGCCUUAUGAGGACCUGGUUCGCGAUGAGUUAGGGCACCGUAUAGCCAACAGUGGAAAUGGUACCAGUGUUUGUUUAGAUGGUCAAGUUCGAGUUACCAAAUAUAAUGACAUGCAUGCAAUGGGAUAUGAGUCAAUGAGGCAUUUUCCUAAUACUUUGUCUGAUGUCUUCAGCAAAAUACAAGAUGACGUCAAGGUCAAGAAGAUUGAAUCAAUUACAUCUCGUGAAAUAGUUUCUAGAGCUUCUGAAGUAAUUGAUGACGUAAUUAGUAGGAAUCAUUGUGGGGUUGCAAGUAAGCUGCCUGCUACUGAAGGUAUGCAAUGGUCUUCAUUCAAUUCUUUGUCUGCGGUUUCUUAUAAGAACCACGCCAACCGUGUCAAGGAUGAAAGAGAAGAUUUGAAGAGACCUAACCUUUCUCCAGGUAUGGUUGGUGAGACUCCCAUAAAAAAAUUAGCUAUUGGUGCGCAUGGUUGGCGUCCUGCUCUACAGGUGUCAGGUCAAACUGGCAUACUUCCUCACCGUUCAAUUAAGACAGAAGUUCAAUGCGAAAAGAUGGAAAUUGAGGUUGCAAAGUUCAACAGUUAUUGUCUUUCUGACAUCACUUUCCAAGGGGUUCAGAGUAACAUGUCAGGGACAAUCAAUAUUGAGGAUGAUUCUGACGUGUGUAUUCUCGAGGAUAUGAGUGCACCAGCACGCCCAAGUCCUACUGUAUUGAAUGGCAAAUUGGUUGCUGCUUCACAAUUUCCAAUGUGUCGAGACUCCGUUGGCCAGCUGGCAGUGGGGCAUUCAAGGCUUAAACCAAAUGAUGAACGUGUCAUUUUUCGAGUUGCAGUGCAGGAUCUUUCGCAGCCAAAGUCAGAAGCUACACCACCAGAUGGUGUUUUGGCUGUGCCUCUGCUGAAACACCAGCGAAUUGCUUUAUCGUGGAUGGUUAACAAGGAGACAAAAAGUGCAUGCUGUUCUGGUGGGAUUCUUGCAGAUGAUCAGGGACUUGGGAAGACAGUAUCAACAAUUGCUCUUAUACUGAAGGAAAGGUCCCCAUCUUUCAAUGCGCCUAAAGCUGGUAAAAGUGAGACUGAAAUGUUAAAUUUGGAUGAGGAUGAUGGAGCAUGUGAGACCUACCAUGUGAAGGAACCGCAUCAGAUUACUGGUGGUAACACUUGUCUGCAAGCAAUGGGCAGGCCUGCUGCUGGCACCCUUAUUGUAUGUCCAACGAGUGUCCUCCGGCAGUGGUCUGACGAGUUGCACAAUAAAGUGACAAGUGAAGCUGAUCUCUCUGUUCUAGUCUAUCAUGGAAGCAAUCGUACCAAAGAUCCUCUUGAGCUAGCUAGGUAUGAUGUGGUGAUUACAACAUAUGCCAUUGUGAGCAUGGAGGUGCCAAAGCAGCCUGUUGUUGAUGAAACUGAUGAUCAGAGAGGUGUUCCAUUUAAAGGGAUCUCAUCUAGUAAGAAAAGGAAGUUACUCGAAACCCAUUCUUGUACAAAACCCUUUCUGAGUAAGAAGGGUAAGAAAGGGAUUGACAAUGAAUUACUUGAAACUCUAUCUGGACCCCUUGCCAAGGUUGGAUGGUUUAGGGUUGUAUUGGAUGAGGCUCAAAGUAUCAAGAACCACAGAACUCAAGUAGCUAGGGCUUGCUGGGGUCUUCGUGCUAAACGUAGGUGGUGCCUAUCAGGGACACCUAUCCAGAAUGCUAUUGAUGAUCUUUAUAGCUACUUCAGAUUUCUCAGACACGAACCAUAUGCCAUUUUUAGGACUUUCUGCGAGCAACUAAAGGCGCCAAUCCAUAAGAGUCCUCAGGAUGGGUACAAAAAACUACAAGCAGUGCUGAAAACUAUAAUGUUGCGUCGAACAAAAGGUACUUUUAUUGAUGGAGAACCCAUUAUCAAACUUCCACCCAAGACUAUAGAAUUGAAAAAAGUUGAUUUUUCCGAGGAGGAGCGUGAUUUCUACUGCAGACUCGAGGCUGAUUCGCGGGCUCAAUUUGCAGAAUAUGCAGCAGCAGGCACUGUCAAGCAGAAUUAUGUUAACAUAUUAUUGAUGCUUCUGCGUCUUCGACAAGCUUGCGAUCACCCUCUCCUUGUUAAGGGGUUCAGUUCUAAUUCACAAAUGACUUCCUCCAUUGAGGUGGCUAAGAAACUUCCUCGGGAGAAACACAUCUUCCUUCUGAAUUGUUUGGAAGCUUCUUUGGCUAUUUGUGGAAUUUGCAGUGAUCCACCUGAAGAUGCUGUUGUCACUGUCUGCGGUCAUGUCUUUUGCAAUCAAUGCAUAUGUGAGCAUAUGAUAGGUGAUGAUACCCAGUGUCCCACCAAGAAUUGCAAAACUCAUCUUACGAUGGCACAUGUAUUUUCUAUAACCACGCUGCGGAUUGCUAUAUCGAAUCAGCAGAGUGUGGAAAAUACCCCUGAUUGCUAUGAUUCUGAAGUUGCUAAAGUUUCUGAUUCUUGUUCCUUAAGCUGUCCACACGAUUCUUCCAAAAUUAAAGCUGCUCUCAAGCUCUUGUUAUCUUUGUCUAAGCCACACGAUCCUGCAUUAAGAAUGAGUUCAAUAGAGACCAUGGGAGAAUGCUAUAGUCCAGAAAUGUUGCGUAGUUGUGAUCCGGUGGGGAAAAAUGGAACUUCAGACAUGACCCUAGUUUCGGAAAAUUCAGUUAAGAUUGUGGGAGAGAAAGCAAUUGUUUUCUCCCAGUGGACAAGGAUGUUGGAUUUGCUCGAAGCUUGCUUGAAAAAUUCUUCCAUCCAGUAUCGUAGACUUGAUGGCACAAUGCCUGUUGUUGCCAGAGACAGGGCUGUGAAAGAUUUUAAUUCUCUUCCCCAGGUUUCUGUCAUGAUCAUGUCUCUGAAAGCUGCCAGUCUUGGACUGAACAUGGUGGCAGCUUGUCAUGUCAUCCUCCUGGACCUGUGGUGGAACCCAACAACUGAAGAUCAAGCUAUUGACAGAGCACAUCGAAUUGGGCAGACACGUCCUGUUUCAGUUUUCCGGCUGACUGUUAAGGAUACAGUGGAAGAUCGCAUUUUGGCCCUGCAGCAAAGAAAGAGAGAGAUGGUCGCUUCUGCCUUUGGGGAGGAUGGGACAGGUAGCCGACAAACUCGACUUACUGUGGAAGACCUCAAGUAUCUAUUCAGGGUCGAUUAAGACUUCUCUAACUCUUCAGGGUUAUUCUUUCUAUUCUUUAUAUGCUAACAAUUACAGCAGCAUUUUUUCUUGAAGCUUUGGAAUACAGAUCUUUAGGAUUGACGGGGAAACAAUAUGCCUUAGUAUAUAGCAUGUCUUGCAAGAUUGGCCUCAAGGAUUGUUAUGUUGUUGGAGAAGCAAUUUACUUGUUCUUUCUUCUGUAUAGGAUAUAGAGUUUUGUUUACAACUUUACAGAGCUAGUUGGUGUACUAGGAAUUCUUUCCAUGUAAAUACCCCCCUCCCUCCUGUUUUCUUCCUUGUAGACAUUUUUGUACCUAUUACUAUAUUCAGUCUUUUCACCUGGGCAACUCUGGGGAAUUGUCAUAUUCAUGAUUUAUGGUUGAAUGA
Messenger RNA from Sesamum indicum (sesame), 4772 nucleotides. Lineage: Eukaryota; Viridiplantae; Streptophyta; Magnoliopsida; Lamiales; Pedaliaceae. The record is from RefSeq and is a predicted model, not a curated record.